GAUCAGAAAAGAACGAGAGGAAGCUGCACAAAGUGCAAAGGAAGCAGAAGAAAAGCUACAGAGAGAAUAUGAUAUGUUAGAAAAGAUAGCAAAUGAAACAUUUGAAAAAUUAAAAUCUUUAGAGGAGACGGCACAGAAACAUGAAGAAAUUACAAAAGGCAUUAUGGAUUCUUUAAAGGAUCUUAAAGAGAAAAGUUGUUUUUGGCUAGGAACACAAAUAAUGCUUGAAUCUGGGAGAAUUAUUCAAAUGUCUGAACUUCAAGUAGGAGACAAAAUUUUGUCAAAUAUUAGGAAUGGAGUUUAUGAGUUUUCGGAUGUUUAUCUUAUUGGUCAUAUUG
Molecule: messenger RNA, 338 nt
Organism: Racocetra persica
Lineage: Eukaryota; Fungi; Glomeromycota; Glomeromycetes; Diversisporales; Gigasporaceae
Source: the annotation of a GenBank genome assembly